GAGAGAUCAUUGGAACUCUUGCAGAGAAGGAUCGAAAUCGACCACCUUCCACCUAGCGCCUUUUCCCUUUCCCUUCGAAGAUCAAACCUUUCCCGUCGAUGGCCUCCGACGAAGCCCCCAGCCGCACCCUCGGCGGCACCGAGAACGGGUGGUGGCGCGCGUUGCCGGGCGGCACUGGCGUCAGCGUCCUCAUCUUCCUCCCCACCCGCCCCAUCUCCCGCCCCCUCCUCGAGUCCGCCGUCCGCAGCCUCCAGUCCACCCACCCCAUCCUCCGCGCCUUUCUCUCCGCCCCGACCCCCGGCCAACCCACCUUAACCGUGGCCUCCGCCCCCUCCGCCACCGUCCGCGUCCUCGCCGCCUCUGACGUCCUCCCCGCGGAGCCGGGGCCGGUAUCCUCCUUCCACGCCCUCCUGGAGCGCGAGCUCAACCAGAACGCCUGGGCCGAGCAGGGCCCGGCCGACCCCAUCCUGUACGCGACCAUCUACGAGGGCGUGCCGGAGGAGGGGCGUACCGCGGUGGCGCUGAGGAUGCACUCUUCGGCCUGCGAUCGGGCAUCGGUGGGAGCCGUGCUGAAGGAGCUGGUCCAGCUCCUGGCCGGCGGCGAGAAGGGAAAGAAGGAGGAGCCGUUUCACGCGGCGUUGGAGGACUUGAUCCCGAAGGCGGACACAUACAAGCCGUUCUGGGCGCGGGGGAAGGACAUGAUCGGCUACGGCAUCAACGGCCUUAGGACGUCGACCCUACCGUUCGAGGACACGGUGACGAGACGCCAGUCGGAGGUGGCGAGGUUGGUACUGAGCCGCGACGAAACUCAGCAGCUUCUCUCGGAAUGCGAAGAAAGAGGUGUGAAACUCUGCGGAGCAAUUGGAGCUGCGGCAAUGAUCGCUGCGCGUUCAUUAAAGCAACUCGAGAACCAGCAGUACGAGACUUACUCGCUCGUCACUCUCAUUGAUUGCCGCAAGAAUCUCGAUCCUCCUCUAAACGGACAGAACCUGGGCAACUUCCAGUCCGCGGUCAUUAACACGCACAACAUUCAGGGGGCAGAGAACUUCUGGGAGCUCGUCAAGAGGUGCCAUGAGGCCUACCACACGGCGGUGACCAACAAGAAGCAGCUGAAGGACAUCAACGAUCUCAACUUCCUGUUCUUGAGAGCCAUCGACAACCCCCAACUGACACCUUCGGCGUCCCAGAGGACUGCCCUCGUCACCGUGUUCGAGGAGUCGGCAAUACACGAGUCGUCGGAGCUGCCGCAGGAGCUCGGUGUGGAAGACUACAUUAGCUGUUCUUCGGUCCACGGGAUAGGGCCUUCACUCGCCGUUUUUGAUACUAUUAGAGAUGGCAAGCUGGACUGUGCCAUCGUGUACCCUGCUCCUCUGCACUCGAGGAAGCAGAUGGGAGAACUCAUCGAUCACAUAAAGGGGAUUCUUUUAGGAACCGAUGAAGAGUAGGAGAAAACUUGUGUUGUUUUCUAUUUUAUUUGUUGUAAUGAGAUCCUAAAAUUUCUCUACUGCAGUAUUACCUCUGGCAAUAAGGAGAAUGUAAACCCAUUUAUUGUGAUUUCGUAUCAGAUUGGAGAUCAAGAAAGUUUCGAAGAAAGUGUAGCUAAUUGCUUA
This is a messenger RNA of Zingiber officinale, 1610 nucleotides long. RefSeq lists its product as uncharacterized. The record is from RefSeq and is a predicted model, not a curated record. The transcript has 3 exons. NCBI's taxonomy places the organism in Eukaryota, Viridiplantae, Streptophyta, Magnoliopsida, Zingiberales, Zingiberaceae. The coding region runs from base 99 to 1445 and encodes 448 amino acids.